Messenger RNA from Amphiprion ocellaris (clown anemonefish), 3148 nucleotides. It is a transcript of the gene znf341, whose product is annotated as zinc finger protein 341. Gene Ontology annotation, biological process: regulation of transcription by RNA polymerase II. The coding region runs from base 28 to 2823 and encodes 931 amino acids. Lineage: Eukaryota; Metazoa; Chordata; Actinopteri; Pomacentridae. Gene Ontology annotation, molecular function: RNA polymerase II transcription regulatory region sequence-specific DNA binding; DNA-binding transcription factor activity, RNA polymerase II-specific. Gene Ontology annotation, cellular component: nucleus. The transcript has 16 exons. The record is from RefSeq and is a predicted model, not a curated record.
CCGAGCGCUGAGCAGGAGCGAUACAAGAUGGCGCAGGCAAUAUUUGAAGUGCUUGAAGGCAUGGACAACCAAACUGUGUUGGCGGUUCAGUCUCUGCUGGACGGCCAAGGAGGAGUUCCUGAUCCAAACAACCAAAACGUCUCUGGAACACCCACUAUCCAGUCAAUGGACGAUGAAGACGUGUUCCUCUGUGGGAAGUGUAAGAAACAGUUUAACUCUCUGCCAGCCUUCAUGACCCACAAGAGGGAGCAGUGCCAGUCGAACACCCCCUCCCUGUCCACAGUGUCCUUGGCGUCCACCAAUGCCUACACAGCCGUCCCACCAAUCAGCUCCGUACCACAGACUCCUGCCAACAGACAGGUAUCCACUUACAUCACAGUCCCUCCAUCCCCUUUGACGCACACCCUGGUCCAAGGCAAUGUGCUGGUCAGUGACGACGUUCUAAUGUCGGCUAUCUCAGCCUUCACUUCUAUUGACCAGCCCAUGGCCACCAUGCAGACACCUAUACAGAGCAACUUAAGCAUGCACACAGCUGGUGUAUCCUACCUUCAGCACCAUCACCACCACCACCACCACCACCAUCAUCAUCAUCAUCAACAGCAGCAGCAGCAGCAGCAGCAGCAGCAGCAGCAACAGCAGCAGUCCUCCCACCCAUUGCCUUCCAGCCAGGCACCAGCACACCCCCUACCAGCUGGACAGCAGCCACUAUCUUCACAGGUCCCAGCAAACCACAGCAACUCAGUGGUGCAGGUGUACAGCACACUGCCCCAUAUGGCCGGGGGUGGUGGUGCUGAGAUCCACACCCUGGGUCUGCAACCUUUCCAUCCUGUACAAGUGCCCAGUCAGUGUGUGGAGAGUCAGUCAUUCACUACCCCUCCUGUCUACAGCCCCGGCAAACAAAGCACCAAAACAAAGACCUGCAGCGUCACCACCAACAUGACAGAACUGGGUGACUUUGAAAAGGUCAUCAUUCCCAAAAGACCAAGGAACAGCAAAAAAAACUCAGAUGGAGCCACAGCAGAGCAUCUGAAGGGAAAAGGCCCCAAACUAAAGUGUAAUUUCUGUGACAAAAUCUUCUCGAAAAACUUUGAUCUUCAGCAGCACAUUAGAAGCCACACAGGAGAGAAGCCAUUUCAGUGUAUCGUCUGUGGCCGCGCCUUUGCCCAGAAGUCCAAUGUGAAGAAACACAUGCAGACACACAAGGUGUGGCCUAUGAGUGUGGCCAGCACAGUGUCAAGACUACCAAUCACAGUAAAGGUGGUGCCGGUGUCAUCCACUGAGGAAGAAGGGGACGGGGAGCAGCAGCAAGUUCAACAGGAUGAGGAGGGACCACAGCAGCAGAGCGAUCAACAAGCAGAAGCAGAAGAAGAGUCGGCACAGACAGCAGCACCAGGGGAUUUGGAGGAGAGUGUGACUGAGGCUCAGGCUGAUCUGGAGGGAAGCCAAGACGGAGACAUGCAGAAUGGCCAUCCUCAGGUCCAAAUGCAGGUGCAGUCCAACCAGAACCAACAGUGUCAAACUCAAACCAAGCAGAUCGUUGUGAUAGACAGCUCCUACCAAUGCCAGUUUUGCGCCAGCAAGUUCAAGACGUACUUCCAGCUCAAGUCCCACCUGACCCAGCACAAAGGGGAGCAGGUUUAUAAGUGUGUGUUAAAGUCCUGCUCUCAGACCUUCCAGAAGUUGGAUCAGUUUUUGGAACACAUCCGGACGCACCAAGAGCAGCUGACCUACCGCUGCCACCUCUGCAGCAAAGUGUUCCCCUCACUGUUUGAACUGGGAGUCCACCAGUACUCCCACUGUUUCUGCCCACAGCAGAGCACACGCAAGGAAACAACGAUCUAUAGGUGUGUGAAAUGUCAGAGCAGAUAUUCUACCCAGGAAGCACUGGAGCAACAUCUACUGACUGCCUCACACAGCUUUCCCUGCCCCCACUGUCAAAAGGUAUUCCCGUGUGAAAGAUAUUUCAGACGCCACCUCCCCACUCAUGGCGUUGGAGGGAGGUUCAAGUGCCAGAUCUGCAAGAAGGCCUUUAAGACUGAGCACUACCUCAAACUGCACACACGUAUUCACUCAGGUGAAAAGCCUUACAAAUGUUCCCUCUGUGAGGCGACAUUCAACAGGAAAGACAAAGUGAAACGGCACAUGCUCAUCCACGAACCCUUUAAGAAAUACAAGUGUCCCUUCAGGACACAUGUAGGCUGCACCAAAGAAUUCAACAGACCAGACAAACUCAAGGCCCACAUCCUGUCACAUUCUGGUAUCAAACCCUACAAGUGUCUGUUUUGUCAGAAGGUGUUCAGCCGCAGGGCUCACAUGCUCGAGCAUCAGCAGUCCCACACAGACAACUACCGCUUCAGGUGUUCCACCUGCAACAAGGGAUUUACCAGACAGAGCUAUUACAGAGAUCACAAAUGUCCCGCAGCAGGAGAUGGAACAGGAACUGAACAAAGGACAGGAGAGACAGAGGGAAACGAGGUUACAGGAGUCCUGAGGGCUGAGGAGAAGGAUGGAGAAGAUGACGGGAGAAGAAGCAGGUUCAUGAGAAAAGCAAAAAGGGCACGGAUUGGGGGAGAUAAUGGAGAGGGGGAUGACAGCUCAAACGGCAGCCAACAGCAAGUGGAAACACAUGAGGAGGAGGAGGAAGAGGAGGAGGAGGAAGGGAGGGAGACUGACGAGGGUUGUCAGGCUGCACUAUCUAUUACUACAAUUGAAGAGCAGAUGGAAAGAGAAGAGGAGGAGGAUGACAGGGUGGAACAUGGCAACGAGGCCCUGGAACAGAUUCGGAGCAAUGACCAAAACUGUUUGCGGCAGCCAUGUUUGUAGCCUUAGGAAGGUUUUCUGGAUAUGGACCAACUAAAAAAACUCAACUCAAAAAGAAUCUGCAAAUUUAUUUUAUUACUUGUUUUAAAUUAAAACGUUAUUUAAAUUAUUCACACUGCUUUUACUUAUUUAACUAAGUGAAAACGAUGUGGGAGAGAUGUUACCUGUUGCAUCUGUACUGUCCAGACUACCAGGAGACCAUUUCCAUGUUCUUGUGUACAAAUUUUGUGCAAGUUCAGCAACAGUGAUUCAUUUAAGCUGAUGUCAAAAGCAGUGACAGCAUUUUUUCUAAUUUUAAUGCAGUAAAAAUUAAAUUAUCAUAAGUUUA